AUGGGCGGCCAGGGCCUCCUGCUGGCGGCGGUGCUCAGCCCCUCCCACGCCCUCUGCUCGCCCAGGACCUCCUCCUUCAUCGAUCCGAUGCAGGCGGCGACGUACGACGUGCCGCCGCCCCCGCAGUCGGCGGCCGGGACGCUGCGCCGCGACGCCGCCCUCAGCCUGGGCGUGGGCGGGCUGCAGCUGCACCACAUGUGCACGACGCCGCCCCCGGCCCCGCUGCCGCUGCCGCCCCACCCCCAGGAGCUGCAGCACGUGUACGAGGAGCUGCCCGCGUGCUGGCAGAGGCCGCCCCCCUCCUGCCACUAGUCGGUCUCCAGCCUGUGGGAUGAAGGACAUGGCUGGCCCUGUUACAACUGGCCAAUACCACGCGUGUUCCCGGUCCAUUCGAGUGUAAUGGAUUACCUUCUGGAGUGCGCCAUAUCCUGGUACCAAACUGAACCACCACAUGGUCCCAACUCAAGACCACUGUCAUUUUCAGUCUACGUGAUCAAUAGUUUCAGAAGUGUCAAUGUCUUAGCAACAACCUGGGCUGCUACAGGUAGCUGUGGCCCACCUGAACUACUACAUGGCACUAUCACUGAACCCUGUUGUCUUGUGUUGCUGUAACAACUAAAUAAAAAGUGACAGUUGGCCUAAUUGCAGUUACCA
This is a messenger RNA of Schistocerca piceifrons (Central American locust), 654 nucleotides long. RefSeq lists its product as uncharacterized. The record is from RefSeq and is a predicted model, not a curated record. The transcript has 2 exons. The coding region runs from base 1 to 312 and encodes 103 amino acids. NCBI's taxonomy places the organism in Eukaryota, Metazoa, Arthropoda, Insecta, Orthoptera, Acrididae.